Raphanus sativus (radish) is the source of this 2660-nucleotide messenger RNA. RefSeq lists its product as uncharacterized. Bases 349 to 2502 code for a protein of 717 amino acids. Gene Ontology annotation, biological process: protein phosphorylation. Gene Ontology annotation, molecular function: ATP binding; protein kinase activity. The transcript has 3 exons. NCBI's taxonomy places the organism in Eukaryota, Viridiplantae, Streptophyta, Magnoliopsida, Brassicales, Brassicaceae. The record is from RefSeq and is a predicted model, not a curated record.
GCGAAAACCUUCGAGGAUAUAUUUUUUUCUAGGGACUUUCAGAAGCAAGCAGCUAACCCUAAGGAAAAAAAGGGAAACUAAUUUACCUUUUUUUUUCUUUUUGAAACUUCUUCUGAUUCGAAGUUAUAUAGGUAAAGAUCUAGGUUUCUUGUUUUUUAUUUUUCUUCUCAAAUUUCUAGUUUUGAAACCAAAUUUUAUAUAGGUAAGGGUUGGAGAUCAUUUAUGUUUUGGUCAGAUUCAAUUACACGAGUAUGUGAUUUCAAGUACUCCAAACAGAACUCAACGAUCCCUUGAGGAACAAGGAUCUUCAUUACAGACAACCUUGUUCUACUUUUUUACAAGCCUAUAAUGGAGCAGUUCAGGCAAAUCGGCGAGGUUCUUGGAAGCUUAAACGCGCUUAUGGUAUUACAAGACGAUAUCUUGAUCAAUCAGAGACAAUGCUGUUUGUUGUUAGAGAUUUUCAGUUUGGCUUUCAACACGGUAGCCGAAGAUAUCAGACAAAACUUGAAGCUGGAAGAGAAGCAUUCCAAAUGGAGAGCCCUUGAACAGCCUUUGAGAGAGCUCUACAGAGUGUUUAAAGAAGGUGAAACCUAUGUUAGAAAUUGCAUGUCUAAUAAAGAUUGGUGGGGCAAAGUAAUUAAUUUUCAUCAGAACAAAGAUUGUGUUGAGUUUCACAUACACAACUUGUUCUGUUACUUCCCUGCCGUGAUCGAAGCCAUCGAAACAGCUGGAGAGAUCUCUGGUCUUGACCCUUCUGAGAUGGACAGAAGGAGAGUUGUGUUUUCGAGAAAGUACGAUAGAGAGUGGAAUGAUCCUAAGCUGUUUCAGUGGAGGUUUGGGAAACAGUAUCUGGUUCCCAAGGAUAUAUGCAACCGCUUUGAGCAUUCAUGGAGAGAAGACAGGUGGAAUCUAGUGGAGGCGUUACAAGAGAAGAGAAAGUCCAAGAGCGAUGAGAUUGGCAAGACGGAGAAGCGUUUAGCUGACUUUCUGCUGAAGAAACUGACCGGUUUGGAACAGUUUAACGGUAGGCUCUUCCCGAGUUCGAUACUGGUUGGUUCUAAAGAUUACCAAGUGAGGAGGAGACUAGGCGGUGGUGGUCAGUACAAGGAGAUUCAAUGGUUAGGUGAUUCUUUCGUGUUGAGACAUUUUUUCGGAGAUCUUGAGCCGUUGGAUGCAGAGAUAUCUUCUCUGUUAUCGCUAUGUCACUCGAAUAUACUUCAGUACCUAUGCGGAUUCUAUGAUGAAGAGAAGAAAGAAUGCUCUCUGGUAAUGGAGUUGAUGCACAAAGACUUGAAAAGCUACAUGAAGGAGAAUUGUGGACCUAGAAGAAGAUAUCUCUUCUCUGUUCCCGUUGUGAUUGACAUCAUGCUUCAAAUCGCUAGAGGGAUGGAGUAUCUUCAUUCAAACGAGAUAUUCCAUGGAGACUUGAAUCCAAUGAACAUUCUUUUGAAAGAGAGAAGCCACACCGAAGGUUACUUCCACGCCAAGAUAUCCGGUUUCGGUUUGAACUCGGUCAAAACUUUUACUCGAGCUUCCUCUAGACCAACCACUCCUACUCCUGUGAUUUGGUAUGCACCUGAGGUAUUAGCAGAGAUGGAGCUAGACCUCAAAGGUAUAACAACUCCGAGAUCGAAGUUUACACAUAAAGCUGAUGUGUAUAGCUUUGCUAUGGUGUGUUUUGAGCUUAUAACAGGCAAAGUACCGUUUGAGGAUAGUCAUCUACAAGGAGAUGAGAUGGGUAAGAACAUAAGAAGAGGAGAGAGACCUCUCUUCCCAGUCCCUUCCCCUAAGUACCUAGUCAGUCUUAUCAAACGGUGUUGGCACUCAGAACCUAGCCAGCGUCCCACAUUCUCUUCCAUCUGCCGGAUACUCCGCUAUGUCAAGAAGUUCUUAGUUGUGAAUCCGGACCAGGGUCACAUGCAAAUCCAAAACCCGCUUGUGGAUUGCUGGGACUUGGAAGCAAGAUUCUUGAGAAAGUUCUCGAUAGAGUCAGGGUCUCACGCGGAGUCCGUGAUGCAAAUACCGUUCCAGCUAUACUCGUACAGGGUCGCGGAGAAAGAGAAGAUGAGUCCAAACUUGAACAAAGAAGAGAGUUCUGACACAGGAGGUGAGUCUGCUUCAGAAAGCGUUUCGGAUCCACCAACAACGCCAAAGUAUACAAAGUCAUUGUGCUUAGAUGCAAUAUCUGAAUACUCAGAGUCGUCGGAUACAAGAUCAGUUUACUCAGAGGCUCCUACGAAAAAAAUCUCAUCAGCUUUAAAGAAAAGUGGUGGUGACAUGGCCAAACUCAGAAGAAAUUCAAGCACAGGUUUCCGGUCAACAGGAUCAUCGCCAGUAAAGCCAAGACCAGCACCGAAAGUGUCAUUGCCGUUAAGUCCAUUUGGAAGAAACAGCAAAACAAGGAAGGAUACAAGACUGCCUUUGAGUCCUAUGAGUCCUUUGAGCCAUCCAAGACGUAGUAGACAUCUCUCCGGUCCUGCUUCUGACUCUGAGCUAACUUAGCUUUUUAAGCACCCAUACUUCUUGUCAUUUUUGUUUGUGUGUGUAAAAUUUACUAGUUUCAAUUCGUUUGUCCGUUAGAUACUUCCCUUGUUGAUUUUCUAGCUUCUGCAAGACUAAUAAAUAUUUGAUUUUUCCGACUGUAUUUGGAAUUUCAUCGA